GCAUGUUAGCGUUGCUUUGUUUUGUUGAUGUUAAUGUUUAAUCUGCGCGAGGCAGGGCGAAUUGUACAUCAAAUAAAGGGACCGGAAUCAAAAUUUAUCUGUUUACUUUUCUCGUUUUUCUUAAUUUUACUCUAAUUUAACUACUACUGACAUUGAUUUUUGGUGUUACAGACUUACUUCUCAAUGAUAGCGGAAUCCUCUUCGUCCAACCAAGCCUCUACUGAGGCUCAACAAAUGCUUGACACUUUUUGGCAGAGAGUGACAGAAGACAUUAAAAACUUGAACAAUACCGAUUUCAAGAACCAAGAAUUACCCUUGGCUCGGAUAAAGAAAAUUAUGAAAUUGGAUGAUGAUGUAAAAGUUAUGAUGAUAUCUGCUGAAGCUCCUGUCCUUUUUGCCAAAGCAGCGGAAAUUUUUAUUACUGAACUUUCUCUUCGUGCCUGGAUUCAUACAGAAGAAAAUAAAAGAAGAACCUUACAACGAAAUGACAUUGCCAUGGCCAUAACUAAAUAUGAUCAAUUUGAUUUUUUGAUCGACAUUGUACCUAGAGAAGAAUUAAAGCCAAAUACAAAGAGACAGCCAACUGCUGCCGUUGCCACAGGUCCUACAAGUCUUACAAAUCUAACAAACCCUCUUACAGGAGUCGCUGUAAAUACUGAUGGAACUACCGCUGUAAAUCCUGAACAAGUACAAUAUUAUUUUCAACUCGCACAACAACAAGCUGCGUUACAACAAACCGCUCUGCAACAAUCCGCUUUACAACAAACCGCGCUACAACAAACAGCAUUGCAUCAAACCGCUUUACAACAAACUGCUUUACAGCAAACCACAGCUACAAAUCCUACAGGUCAACCAAUAAUAGUACAAGGAGCAGGUCAAGCUGCUGGACAAGCAUUCGCCAUUAACGCGCCUCAACUUGUGCAGCUACAAUUACCUGCUUACAUGCUAUUUAAUAAUCAAUAGUUUUAAUUUAAUUCAGCACAAAACAAUCACAGAAAAACAAUAAGUGUCAACCAUUCCUCACUUUUUUUCAGUUGCCAGCUUGCUAUUUGUAAUAAUUUCUAUUGUUAACUUAUUUCUUUUGCUUGAUUGUGUCCAGUAUCAUCUGAACAAUUUAGUUAGUAAAAAAAUGAAAUGUUUAGUAUAUAAUAGAAAAAUCAAAUAUUUAUUUAACUGUGUUA
Tetranychus urticae (two-spotted spider mite) is the source of this 1181-nucleotide messenger RNA. RefSeq names its product nuclear transcription factor Y subunit gamma. Gene Ontology annotation, cellular component: nucleus; CCAAT-binding factor complex. The record is from RefSeq and is a predicted model, not a curated record. Lineage: Eukaryota; Metazoa; Arthropoda; Arachnida; Trombidiformes; Tetranychidae. Gene Ontology annotation, biological process: regulation of transcription by RNA polymerase II. Gene Ontology annotation, molecular function: DNA-binding transcription activator activity, RNA polymerase II-specific; protein heterodimerization activity; RNA polymerase II cis-regulatory region sequence-specific DNA binding.